GGCUGCUGCAGGCGCCAUUUUUUUGUAGGCCCAGGCCCGUGGGGGCCAAUGGGAAAGCAGUGGUCUCUCCCAGCGAACGUUCCAGGCAGAGUGCGUCUCAGCCAAUGAGCGGCCGUUCCGUGGUUGCUAGGAUACACAGUAGGGACCUGAGUAACCGCCAUUUCCGAGGUUGGGACUGGCUGGCGCAUCGCACCUUGCCUCGUCCCACUUUACCUCACCGCUUCUCGCCUUACCUCACCUACCGCAUCUCGCUGAACUGUACCGAACCGCACCGAACUGCACCGCAGAACUAGGCCGGUCGGAGACAGCGCACCCAACGCCGAGAAUGCCGGGGCCAAGGAGCCGUGGAGGGUCUUCUCGUCGCCAGAGGCAGAACCGCGCCCGCACCAGCACCAGCAGAGCUGAGCUGUCAUUCUCUGUGAGCCAUGUGGAGCGCCUCCUGAGAGAAGGCCACUACGCCCAGCGCCUGGGGUCGACGGCACCGGUCUACCUAGCGGCGGUCAUCGAGUACCUCACGGCCAAGAUCCUGGAGCUGGCGGGCAAUGAGGCCCAGAACAACGGUCAGCGGCGUAUCACUCCGGAGUUCAUCGACAUGGCACUCCAUAACAACGCGCUGCUGAGCAGUUUCUUCCAGAACACCACCGUCUCCCAGGUGGCUCCUUCACAGCAUUAGCUGCCCACCAUGACCGACCUGGGUCCCCAGGCCUCAGCCCUAGGACACCAGGCCUGCUCACAGCCCGGGCAGCCUGGCCUGUCUUGUGCCUUGGGCAGUCAUUGAAAAAAGUCAAUAAAUUGUUUAAAGGAACCCAUGUGCAUUCUUCAGUCACUUUGUGUGGGAGGUGGUCAUGGGACAUAACUCGUUGGAUGGAUGGGGGUGGCGUGGGUGUCUGCUUUGGGGUGGGGGGGGGUAGCUGGAGUCAGGGAUGAGAGAGGAGCAGUCUCUCAUGGUGACAGUGCAGGGGGUGGACCUGGGUGGGAGAGGCUGGCUGGGGUCGGGGGUGAGGCUGACUUAUGGAAGACUGCGCCAUUGCCCUUGAGCAAGUCAGAGCCUGGCAAAGUCCCCAGAAGGAUAAAGUUCCUUGGGUUGGAGCGCAAGACCAUGACUGCAGCGUCGUGAUAGGGUGAACUUGCAGUGGCGACCGGGGUGCUGCAGGAUCGAGGGGUGGACAGAGCGGUUGGCAUGGACUCCCAUGGGGCAGCAGCUUUGACAGGAAGAUUGAGGAAUGAUGAGGGGACAAUCAAGAAAGAUGCAAAGUUAACUUUUUUUUUCAUAUUUAGU
Molecule: messenger RNA, 1279 nt
Organism: Rhinolophus ferrumequinum (greater horseshoe bat)
Lineage: Eukaryota; Metazoa; Chordata; Mammalia; Chiroptera; Rhinolophidae
Product: histone H2A-Bbd type 2/3-like
Exons: 1
Coding region: 326-673 (115 amino acids)
Cellular component (GO): nucleosome
Molecular function (GO): protein heterodimerization activity; DNA binding; structural constituent of chromatin
Source: RefSeq, a predicted model, not a curated record